UAUUUACCAAAAAAAAAAUGCUACGAGUUGAUUGAAAUUUAAAAAAAAAAAAAAAAAAAAAAAAAACCUGUGGUUGUAGGUAGGUGCCACGUGUUGGAUUCAAUCUUGAUGACAUGGCACCGCACCACCCACUAGUUAUCUUUACCUACAUUCCUUUGAAGAGAAAGGAUAAGCCUUUUUCACGUCAAUAAUCGAUAAUCCAAACAAAAGUCUAACAGCUCAGUAAAGACUGACUCAGCCAUGGCCACCGCCCACCUCUCCUUCCCACUACGUCUCCCCCACCUAUCCCAUACUCCGUCUCACUGCAAACCCACUGGAUUGUUCUCCGUUUCCACUCGAAGCCGGCUCGGCUUUAGGCUUCCAGCUAUGGGUGGUGACAUGUUGGGAGAUUUCGGUGCCAGAGACCCUUUCCCGGCCGAGCUGGAAAGCCAAUUCGGAGAGAAAGUUCUGGGCAACGUUAGCACUGAGCACAAAAUCCUUAUCCCCAAUUUGGAUGCUCUCUCUCUCGCCCAGCAACAGUGUGACCCCUAUGUCUCUCCUAUGCAACCGCCCAUGUCAGAGGAUGAGGCUACGAAACUUCUCAAGAAGGUUAUUGGUUGGAGACUAAUAAAUGAAGAAGGGAAUCUCAAACUACAAUGCUUAUGGAAGUUAAGAGACUAUCAAUGUGGUAUUGAACUUAUCAAUAGGAUAUACAAAGUUGUAGAAAGUACAGGCCAUUUUCCAGAUCUCCACUUGGAACAGCCUAAUCAAAUUAGAGCUGUAUUAUGGACAUCUUCCAUUGGAGGAUUGAGCAUGAAUGAUUUCAUUGUAGCAGCCAAAUUAGAUGAGAUAAAAACUUCAGAUCUUGCCCCUAGAAAAAGAGUUUGGGCUUAAUUCAAACAUAUCAUAUCGCAUUCACCCAAGACCAAGAGACAAAAUCAAUCUGUAAUGUGAUUCUUCAGAAGGAAAAGGAAAAUUUUAGUUUUUUUUUUAUUAUUAUUUUGCUAAAGAAAAAAAAAAUGUUACUGUUAGUAUUUUUUGAAAGUAGUGUUAUUCUUUUGCUAUUUAUUUCUCCUGGACUCAAAA
Molecule: messenger RNA, 1065 nt
Organism: Cannabis sativa
Lineage: Eukaryota; Viridiplantae; Streptophyta; Magnoliopsida; Rosales; Cannabaceae
Product: probable pterin-4-alpha-carbinolamine dehydratase, chloroplastic
Exons: 3
Coding region: 241-873 (210 amino acids)
Biological process (GO): tetrahydrobiopterin biosynthetic process
Cellular component (GO): plastid
Molecular function (GO): 4-alpha-hydroxytetrahydrobiopterin dehydratase activity
Source: RefSeq, a predicted model, not a curated record